AUGGUUGCACUUAAGAUAUUCUUUCGAAGAGCUGGAAAAUUUAAGCAAAGAAAUACUAGCAGAACGACUAACAAAGUUUAUCAAGAACUAAAACAAGACGACGGAAGAGAAUACAGCCGUUCAGCACAUGUUGGUAUAAGAGCGGGAAUAAACCGAUAUUUAACUUCAGAAAGAGUAGGAAAAACUUUUUCAAUCAUAAGUGAUCCCAUUUUCAAAACAGCAAACAAAUCCUUGAAUGCGAAGCUAAAGAAAAUCAAGGAAUGUGGUUCAUCCAAAGUGAAGCAUCACUCAAGUAUCCCGCCUGAGGACAUACAAAAAUGUUACGAGAGUGGUAUUUUUGGAGACGACUCCCCUCUAUCGUUAUUAAGAGUGAAUUGGUUUAACAUAAACCUAUAUUUCUGUCGAAGAGGCAGGGAAAACCAAAGAAAAUUGUCAAAGAACAGUUUCAUUUUCAAGACAGAUGCAAAUAAUGUUGAGUAUGUUGAAAUGGCCGAGCAAGAAAAAACAAAAAAUCAUCCUGGCGGUCUUAGUGAUAAGGCAGACGAGGCGGACCCUAAAAUGUUUUCUACGGUGAAACUCACUGUCCUGUUCAGUACCUUAAAAAGUUCAUUCAAGUUCUUAACCCUGGGGAAGAGGCACUUUUCCAAAGGCCAAAAAGAAAUUUUUCCGCUAUAG
Paramuricea clavata is the source of this 675-nucleotide messenger RNA. The record is from the annotation of a GenBank genome assembly. NCBI's taxonomy places the organism in Eukaryota, Metazoa, Cnidaria, Anthozoa, Malacalcyonacea, Plexauridae.